Symsagittifera roscoffensis is the source of this 1493-nucleotide messenger RNA. Its product is annotated as paired mesoderm homeobox protein 2B-like. The record is from RefSeq and is a predicted model, not a curated record. The transcript is spliced from 4 exons. Bases 238 to 1272 code for a protein of 344 amino acids. Gene Ontology annotation, molecular function: DNA-binding transcription factor activity, RNA polymerase II-specific; RNA polymerase II transcription regulatory region sequence-specific DNA binding. NCBI's taxonomy places the organism in Eukaryota, Metazoa, Xenacoelomorpha, Acoela, Convolutidae. Gene Ontology annotation, biological process: regulation of transcription by RNA polymerase II.
CGGAGUAAUAAUACUGGAUACAUCUACUAGACUACAAUACCCACUCCCCGUUUGCCUAGUGAAAUAGAACAAUCAUUGUCGAGUAUUUCCCUCAGCGAAUAAGCAACCCUCUCUCUUUCUCAGCCUGUUCCAAACUUUUUCUCCAAACUGACUGAAUUAAAUUAAAAACUUCUGCAAAAUCUCAGUUGAGCAGCUUCGUUUGAAUUUCAAAAAGUUAUAAUCAUAAGUGGCGUAUAAAUGAUGAUCGACGAACUGGGUUUUGCGACUUCUCUCUACACCGCAUCGGGGCUUCAAGGCGGGGGAGCUUCUGCCCUUAAUUUCCCCCCUCUCAACUGCGCCACGAAUUCGGUGGCUGGCGGUGGUAACGAAAUUAGCAGUCCUCUAGAAGAUUUGGUGAACCAAAGCUACAACAGCAAGCACAAUUCACCCCACAAGGUCAAAAGCGAGUGCAAUGGUAGCUCGGACGGGUCAACAGGCGCAGGCGGCGGAAUGGGGUCGGGUGGGGGAGGGGGACCCACACCCGCCCGUAGGAGACACCGGACCACUUUCACCCAAGACCAGUUGAAUGAGCUAGAAGCGGCCUUCUCAAAGAGUCACUACCCGGAUAUAUACGUGCGAGAGGAACUCGCCCGAAUCACAAAGUUGAACGAAGCUAGAAUUCAGGUGUGGUUCCAGAACAGACGUGCCAAGUAUAGGAAGCAGGAGAAGCAGCUCACCAAGGCAUUCGUCAGUCCCCCCUCCGCCUCAGUGCUCGCUCCCCCCGGCGGGGUCGCAUGCAACCAGAUGAUGCGAAACAUAUACCACCAGGCCACCAAUGGAGCCAGACCCACAGGUUUUCCAGGAAAUCCGAUGUCAGGUUCAUUCCAUUAUCAACCACCACCUAUGCUCACACCUAUCAGCUCUCAAAACGGACCCGGCUCCAACAACCUCUCAACCAGUCCUUGCAGCAUGUCCAGCAGGUAUCCAAUGUCGGGUGCCGGAGGAUCCCCAGGGUCUGCAAUCUACAACCCUGGAUCAAUGGCGUCACCGUUUUCACUCCAUGGGAACCCACUAAUUGCUCCUGGAGGUGCGAUGUUGAAUCACAUGGGUCAUCAUGGACAUCCCCACGCUAUGAGUCAUGAUUUGACAGGGGUUCCAACAACGCCCGAUGACUGGUACUCAAAAAGUCUGUCGGCUUUCAAAAUGAGUCACGUGGCUGCAGCUGCAGUUGGAAACACAUCGCCCCAAAGUGUGCAUGCCCAUUUGCAGCAUUCAGCUCUGAUGCCAUAUUGAGUCUGCUCCCAAGGAUCCAAUGCUUCGGAACAUAAGGAUGAACCAAACUAAUAAAUCUAUAUUUUCAUAUAAUGAUCAUCAAAAAAAUGGUUUUGUGAUACUAAUUUGUUUAUAUAUGGAACAACUGGUGCUAUUUUCAAAUUUUUAUGAAGUUUUUAUAAAAUUUAUAUUUCAGUAGGUAUUUUGAGUCGAAGACCAAGUUCAAUUCAAGUUUUCUCGAA